UGUGGGGAACCUCGGUUCGGUGGCUGGGCAUGGGCGGUCGCCUUCGGACAAGUCUUGCGGUAGACUCGGGUACCCUCAGCUGGUGCCUCCCGCCCUUCUGAACACCCUCCUUUCUCUCCGCGGGGAGGAGGUCGAGGCCGGCCACAGGCUGAGCGCGCUUCGGGCUGGGUUCUCGACAGUGAAUCAGUUGAGGAGCACCUCGUAGUAGAUGUCCUUUCGGCCAGUUCGUCCCACGCUCCCCGGCGUGUCAGUAGCUGCCAUGAGCUGAGAAGCUUUCCUCUACCAGGCCCUUCCAUCAUGAUUUUCUGCCUCACUUCAAACCCAGAGCCAUGAAGCCAGCUGACCAUUGACUGAGACCUCUUAAACUAAAUACAUUUUUAUUCACAGAAAACAAGAUUAUCUUCCUAUCCAAAAAGAUGAAAACCUGGCUACAUUUGAAAGACAACCAAGUGAACACCACAGACUAAUGAGUAGAAUCAAUAAGAACGUGAUUUUGGCCCUUUUAACAUUGACAAGUUCAGCAUUUCUGCUAUUUCAGUUGUACUACUACAAGCAUUAUUUAUCAGCAAAGAAUGGAAUUGGUUUGUCAAAAUCCAAAGGAAGCAGAAUCGGAUUUGAUAGCACACAAUGGCGUGCAGUUAAAAAAUUUAUUAUGCUAACAUCCAGCCAAAAUGUACCAGUGUUCCUUAUUGAUCCUUUGAUUCUGGAACUGAUUAGUAAAAACUUUGAACAAAUCAAAAAUACUUCUCAUGGCUCCACUUCAGAAUGCAAGUUUUUCUGUGUUCCAAGAGAAUUUACUGCAUUUGCACUACAGUAUCACCUGUGGAAGAAUGAAGAAGGCUGGUUUCGGAUAGCUGAAAAUAUGGGAUUUCAAUGCUUAAAGAUUGAAAGCAAAGAUCCUCGGCUAGAUGGGAUAGACUCACUUUCUGGAACUGAAAUCCCCCUGCACUAUAUCUGCAGAUUGGCCACUCAUGCCAUCCAUUUGGUGGUCUUUCAUGAAAGAAGUGGCAACUACCUCUGGCAUGGCCAUCUACGACUCAAAGGACACAUUGACAAGAAAUUUGUUCCUUUUCGAAAGUUACAGUUUGGUCGUUAUCCUGGUGCUUUUGACAGGCCAGAAUUACAGCAAGUUACUAUUGAUGGACUAGAAGUUCGUAUUCCAAAAGAUCCAGUGCACUUUCUGGAAGAAAUACCACACUCUAGGUUUAUAGAGUGCAGRUAUAAAGAAGCUCGAGCAUUCUUGCAGCAGUACCUUGAUGAUAACACUGUGGAAGCUAUGGUUUUUCGGAAGAGUGCUAAGGAAUUAUUGCAACUAGCAGCCAAAACGUUAAAGAAAUUGGGAGUACGCUUUUGGCUGAGCAGUGGAACUUGCUUAGGAUGGUAUCGGCAGUGCAAUAUUAUUCCUUAUAGCAAAGAUGUUGACCUAGGGAUUUUUAUACAAGAUUACAAAUCUGAUAUUAUUAUAGCAUUUCAGGAUGCAGGACUUCCACUCAAACACAAGUUUGGGAAGGUGGAAGACAGCUUGGAACUAUCCUUCCAGGGAAAAGAUGAUGUAAAACUUGACAUUUUUUUCUUCUAUGAAGAGACUGACCAUAUGUGGAAUGGAGGCACUCAGGCCAAAUCAGGAAAAAAAUUUAAAUACCUGUUUCCCAAGUUUACACUGUGCUGGACUGAAUUUGUAGACAUGAAGGUCAAUGUGCCCUGUGAAACCAUCGAAUACAUUGAAGCCAACUAUGGUAAGACCUGGAAGAUUCCUAUAAAGAUAUGGGACUGGAAGAACUCUCCCCCCAAUGUGCAGUCCAAUGGAAUCUGGCCUAUUUCUGAGUGGGAUGAGGUCAUCCAGUUGUACUGAAAUAAUAAGUUGAAAUAGGAGAAGCUUUCUCUUGAAAAAAAAAUGUUGGUAACUGUUUAAAAGACUACAUGUCUAUUUGUCAAACAUAAGCAGGAUCCAAAGGAAAAACAUGACAAGUUUUAAGACUGAAAGAAUCCUAACUCUUGAGCCAUCUGAUUUAAUUAUCUCAUUCAGCAUUCACUUAGUUUCUGUGUGUCAGAUAAAAUACUAGGUUACMGUGGAGAAGCAGAGACAAAUGAUCAAAUGCCUGCAUUGUUCCUGUCCCUUUGGUAAGCACCCCUGUUUUCCUUUGAUGGAAAUUUUCCACCUUUUGAAGAGCUGAAUUAGAAUAUAAUAUAUCCUAUAAUUUUUUUAAAUGUUAAGUAAUUCUUGGACUGGAAGAUGAGCUUAUCAGGCAAAGCUAAUGAAUGGUAUAUUCAUGAAAAAGAACAAUGUAUUCCUGUUCUUAGUGUUGAAGCUUGUGUAAUAGUGCUACCUUUAAGAAUGUGGCAUCUGAGUUAAUUUUCAAGUGAUCAGACUUUAGGUAGCAUCAGGAAAAGAUUGUUGCAGACUCAUUUGACAAGCCAUAUGAUGCAAAUUGAUUUAGAGCAUAGGGUAUUAUUCUAUAAGGGAAGGUGGGAGCUCAUUUUGAAAUGAGUUUUGUCAAGAUAAGUAAAUUUCAUAUAUUUACUAUUUUCAUAUUUGAAGUGAGAAGAAAGCUGAUGCUUUUGUGAUACUUAAAUUUUCAACUAUGGUGAGAAUAUUUUCAUUGACCCUUGAUGCACUUGUUGGUAUAUUAUUCAAGCAAGACCAUGCUACCAGACAUGAUUUUGAAGAGAUGUGAUUUCACAAAACUCACUUUCCUAUUUCACUCUCAACCCACUGUCUUAGGUAAGAAUAUGAACUAUUCAUGGACAUCUUCUAUUUUCUCAGUUUAUAACCCUUGCAUUUCCAAAUUAGUGUUGACCCUAAGAUAUUAAUAGAAAUACCUCUAAUUUUUCUAAAUAUACCCUUCAUUGUAUUUAUUYAUCAGUCACGGCUCCUUAUCUUUAAUUUAUACACAAUAAACUAAUUUAAGUGGCAAAAAGCUGUUCUUUUUCUCUUCUAAAACUGCUUCAGAUCUCCAAAAUGAAAGGUAAAUAAUGAACCUGACAACUAUUCCCCAUCCUGGACUAUACUGUUUAUAAAGCUGUGUGUCUCUCUCAUUGUUCAAUCUAUGGAGUAUCUAUGGGGCAAGAACUCAGACUUCCCUGCUUUCUCAAGUACCAUCUACUUUGGAACCCUUCAUUCCCCUGCCCAUCUCAAGAUAUACCCCUGAGUGGGCUGGGAUGACUUCCCUACCUCUUUACUAGUAGUCGCUUGAAUGAUGUAUUCUCAUUGAGUGAUAAAGGGAAAUGCAGGUACAGUGAGCCUCAGGAAAAGAAGCUAAGUCUCAUAUCUUAUCUGUGCUACUUAAAACUGUCUUCUGGGCUGACAUGGUAGACUUUUUUCUGUAACAAGAAUAACAGGUCUUAAUUUGAAAAACAACACGAAGAUUUUCUUUGAUGGAUGGUAAACAACAUUCUAUCUCUCCUAGRAUGCAUUCUCAAUGUAAAAUCAUUGGGUCUUUUCAUAAAUAAACAGGUUUUCAGGGAUCUUUAUAGAUUACCAGCAGUACCCAAAUGAUAGGUUAUCGUAAUCAUCUUUCUCUUUGUUAGAAAAUCAGCCCAUAGAUUAUAAACCAAGUUUUUUUUUAUUUUUUUUUAAA
This is a messenger RNA of Urocitellus parryii (Arctic ground squirrel), 3578 nucleotides long. It is a transcript of the gene Fktn, whose product is annotated as fukutin. Gene Ontology annotation, cellular component: Golgi membrane. Lineage: Eukaryota; Metazoa; Chordata; Mammalia; Rodentia; Sciuridae. The record is from RefSeq and is a predicted model, not a curated record.